Molecule: messenger RNA, 1314 nt
Organism: Arabidopsis lyrata subsp. lyrata
Lineage: Eukaryota; Viridiplantae; Streptophyta; Magnoliopsida; Brassicales; Brassicaceae
Product: meiosis-specific protein ASY2-like
Exons: 2
Coding region: 1-1314 (437 amino acids)
Source: RefSeq, a predicted model, not a curated record
AUGGCUCCGAAGCGAAGCAGGAAGAUCCAGAAUGAGACUCAGAUCAUGGAAGGAGAGUUCGGGAAGUAUUUUUCUUCGAAUCUCGACAAUAAAAAGCUGGUUCUGCUUAAAGGUGCCUGCCAGAUCCCUCGGCGAGUGUCCUUGAUUACUCCAGGACCGACAGAUUCUCCGGAGUCUCCACCUACCGGUCACACUUGCGCUUUUGAAAUUUUCUUUUCGGAAUGCGGGCUAUCUUUUCCGCUUCCCGGCCUUUUGGUCGAAUUGAUGCACGAGUUCGGAAUCGCACUUCCUCAACUAUGUCCAAAUGUAGUUAGGACCGUCCUGUGCCUCCAGACCCUUGCAGAGGAAAAUGGAUACCGUAUCACGCUAUCCGACGUACUCCAUCUUUAUACAGUAAAGAAGGGGCGAACUCCGGGGACGUUUUUCCUCAGUCCUCGGAGUAAAUUCAGAGUCUUCGGGGAUUUUCCCGAAAAGGACGAGCAAUGGAGAAAGUCCUACUUCUUCUUUGCUGUAGACGAAUUUUCUUAUGGUCCAAACACGGAUUAUUUCGUUCGUGAAUGGACUCGUCGUCCUGCUAAACCUCCGAAGAAAACGCUUUCUCAUAUUUUUGCGGGGCAAUUCGUAAAGAUUUGCAAUAGCAGCGACCUGUUGUGGGAAUUGUUCACUUGCGAACGCAUCCGGAGUUCGUGUGCUCGAAUUGUCUCGCGAUCCGACCUCAUUUCCUCCACUCCUCCCUCCUCCCCUACUGUCGCUACUAACAUGUCUCCACUUUCCUACCGCGAAGAGAAGAGGCUCCAAAAGGAAAGGGAAAAAGCGAGAGAAGCGAGAGAGAAAGAAGAUAAGGCCAGGAUGGUGAAGGCCUUGGAUGAAGGGAAGUCCAGAUCUUCAUCUGGUAAAGGGAAGAACUCGGGUACCGUAGAUCCGAUUUCCGAAUCGAAGACAUCUGAUCACCGUGAUCUGAAGAAGGUGUCUUCGGGAAAAGACCUAAUCCGGAUCUCGGAUUCUCGCUCCUCCCGAUCUUCUCGGGAAAAAGAAACUUCCGAAGGAGGUCAUAGUGCAACCUCCUCAAGGAAACGCAGGAACGAGGAAUCUGAAGUUCCUUCCCUCCAACGCAAGAGUCGUUCUCGUCUGAACGACGAGAAAAAUCCUUCCGAGGAUGCUGGGACCAGUCUGGGAUCAAAACCAGAAGAAAAAGAAGAUCCACAACGGGCCCCGGAGUCCGACUUGCCAACUCAGCUUCUUGUCCUGCCUUCGCGGGACUCUGAGAACCGGGAAUCCGUCUGUCAGGAGAUUUCGAUCCCCACUGGUAAGUAG